Messenger RNA from Caenorhabditis remanei, 1278 nucleotides. RefSeq lists its product as uncharacterized. Gene Ontology annotation, cellular component: nucleus; Cdc73/Paf1 complex. The record is from RefSeq and is a predicted model, not a curated record. Bases 1 to 1278 code for a protein of 425 amino acids. NCBI's taxonomy places the organism in Eukaryota, Metazoa, Nematoda, Chromadorea, Rhabditida, Rhabditidae. Gene Ontology annotation, biological process: transcription elongation by RNA polymerase II; positive regulation of transcription elongation by RNA polymerase II. The transcript is spliced from 7 exons. Gene Ontology annotation, molecular function: RNA polymerase II C-terminal domain phosphoserine binding.
AUGUCUUCUUCUGAUGAAAACUCGGAUGCUUCAGCUCCAGGUACUCCAGUAAAGUCUGAAACACCAUCGUCUCGUGGAUCUUCUCCAGCUUCACCGCAGCAACAAGAAGUAACAAAGAGAAAGGCUAUUCUCUCAGAUUCUGAUGAUGAUUCCGACACGCGGCCCGCACCACGGCAGUUAUCAGAUUCCUCGGAUGACGAUAUGGUUCCACGAGAUGGAGGAAAAUCUGCAACAAGCGGUGGUGGAAAUUUGUUCGGUGAUGUAUCGGGUUCAUCAGAUGACGAUUCGGAAGGUGAAAACAAGCAGAAAAAGAUCGAAACAAGAGCGAUGCUCUCGGACUCUGAUGCGGAGAGCCGUGGAAGCAUGAACGAUUUACAGGGAAUCGUGAUGGCAAAUCCAGAAGAAAUAGAGGACAAAGAAAAAGAACAGGUCCAUGAUACAGAGAUGAUCUCGGGUCGAAUUUCGCUGGAAUAUGCCGAGGACCCACCGUUUUACGUUCGAAUGCCAAACUUCUUAUCGGUUGCCACUCACCCAUUCGAUCCACAACACUACGAAGAAGAUGAAGAUGAUGAUCAAGCAAAAUUGGAUGAUGAAGGACGUACUCGGCUCAAACUGAGAGUCGAAAACACUUUAAGAUGGAGAAUCCGUAAAGAUGCGGAAGGAAGAGAUAUCAGAGAAAGCAAUGCAAAAAUUGUCAAAUGGGAGGAUGGAACAUCGUCACUGUAUCUCGGAACUGAAAUCUUCGACGUUACGUUGAUGCCAUUAAACGCGAACAAUUUGCCACAUCUUUACGUAACUCAACCCAAUCUUAUGUCAGCACAGUCAGUUCUCACUCAUCGUAUGAACUUCCGUCCACAUUCAACUGAUUCUCAAACACAUAGAAAGGUGACACUCAAUAUGGCAGAUCGCAGCAGAAAGAAUGCACAAGUGAAAGUCAUGGACGCUGUCGGACAAAAUCCAGAAAUCACAAGGAGAGAAAAUGCUCGCAAAGAGGAGGAAUCGCUUCGUGCUCACAUUCGACGCACUCAAAUGGUUAGAAACAAUUUCAAAGUACGUCGACCAGUUUAUGGAGGACAAUAUUCUGAUGACGAGGAUAUGCCGACGUCGUCGAGAAAAGGAAAGAAGAAGGAGGCGCCAAUUAUAGGUGCAAGCUCGGAGAGUGAAGAUGAAGGAGAUCAUGUGAAGAAAAGCUCCGACAGUGAUUCAGAUGAAGAGUACCGCAAGCGUAAGCAACAACAAAAGAAACAAAUUAUCUCCAGUGACGAGGAAUCAGAUUAA